This is a messenger RNA of Ruditapes philippinarum (Manila clam), 1582 nucleotides long. RefSeq names its product telomerase Cajal body protein 1-like. Lineage: Eukaryota; Metazoa; Mollusca; Bivalvia; Venerida; Veneridae. Gene Ontology annotation, cellular component: Cajal body. Gene Ontology annotation, biological process: Cajal body organization. The transcript is spliced from 6 exons. The annotation marks the transcript as partial. The record is from RefSeq and is a predicted model, not a curated record. Gene Ontology annotation, molecular function: protein binding; RNA binding.
GUUAAUUUCAUUUUCAUCCUUUCCUUAAAAUAACUCUUCUCAGUCGGAUGCAAAAAGGGUCAUCGUUCUGUUUAUUUUCAGAUGGGAACGUAUCAAUCUUCCACAUAUAAUGUGCUUAAUGCUAACAACAUGUUGAACUAAUUACAUCGCUGCCAUGUUUAUAAUUAUACACACUUCGUUACCUAUUCAUAUUUUGUUUACUAGUACUUUUGUAUGAGUACAAAUCUGUGGGUUGUAUUUUAUUCUAAAUGACACAAUAUAGUUGUAUUCGAAGGAUUGAGAAUGAACAGCAGCAUGCAUUUACCACUGCCGUCCAUUAAAGGGACUCCACUAAGGUUUAAAAGCCUAAAACAUAAAAAUAUGUAAUAUAUGACAUCAAAGCAGGAAAGAUGAUCUUGUCUAACCUUGGGUUUAAAAACUUCAAUCAACACCAGGUGUCAAAACCAUCUCACCUGCUGGAACUCAGGGCAUGCAUAGACUCCAAUUAUUUGAACCCAUUUAGUUUCCUGUCACGAUCACGCAUGCGCCGUGUUAAACCGUGGCUGCAAUUCUGAUGCUUCAACCCUUAAAGUCAUAAGGGGAGAAUAUUAUUAUAAGAUUUUAAAGCUUAUACCAGUUAAAGGGCCUAUGAUUAUAAUUAUCUAAAUUGGUCUUGACCUUGUUUAAAACUACAUGUACAUGUAUAUAGAUUUGUAGUUGUCUUAUAAUUAUGUACAAAAAAAUGGGCCUCUGGGACUUAGUGGGUAAGUUUGUUGACUUGAAAUCAGUUACUUUCACUGUUGUACAUGUAUGUUUGAGUUAUGCCAGUAAUAAAUGAUGUUUUUUGUAUUAACAUUUUGCCUAUGAAUUAGGAUGAAGUGGUAGCAGCUCAUUGUGUCAAGUUUAGUUCUGAUGGUAACACGAUAUACUGUGGUUUCAACAAGAUGAUCCGAGUGUUUGAUGUUACCAGACCAGGGAGAUAUUUUGAAAGUAGACCAACAUUUGCUAAGGAAGGACAGAGGGGUAUUAUAUCAUGUAUUGACAACAGUCCAACAGAGCAAGGCCUGUAUGCUGCAGGAUCGUACUCUAGAAGUAUUGCCCUAUACAGUGAGCCAGCAGGGUCCAUGGUGUGUAUGUUUGAAGGUCAACAUGGUGGGGUCACGGAGGUCAAGUUCUCUCCAGAUGGUACAAAACUCUACAGUGGUGGAAGAAAGGACAAUAGGAUUAUAUGCCGGGAUAUGAGAAAUCCAGGACAAUUAUUAUUCUCUGUACUUAGAACUGUUAUUACUAAUCAAAGAAUUUUCUUUGAUAUUACCAGUGACAGUAAAUAUUUGUUGUCUGGAUCUCACGAUGGUACUGUUCUUAUCUGGGAUACUACAAGUGCCCCUGUACAGCUUAACGUUCAUUCUGACCCGGUUAUACAGCCGGUAAUGGCAUUUGAGGGGCACAGUGAUACAGUUAAUGGAAUCAGUUUACAUCCAACCUUGCCAGUGAUAGCAACAGCUUCCGGACAACGACAUUUUCGCUCGUUCAACAACGAUGAUGAUGUCAUCGAGAUCGAUGAAACAUCGACUAAAAUUGACAACAGUUUACGACUCUGGUG